AUGAAUCACGAGAGUCAAUUUUUUUUUCGUUUAUUUAUCCAUAUAGGACAUGGAGGAAUCAAUCAACUUGGUGGAGUUUUUGUUAAUGGACGACCAUUACCAGAUAUUGUUCGUCAAUCAAUUGUUGAUCUAGCUAAACAAGGUGUACGACCAUGUGAUAUUAGUCGUCAAUUACGAGUAUCACAUGGUUGUGUAAGUAAAAUUCUUGGAAGAUACCAUGAAACAGGUUCAAUUCGACCGGGUAUUAUUGGUGGAAGUAAACCAAAAGUAGCAACACCGAAAGUUGUUGAUGCUAUAAAUAAUUAUAAAAGUCAAGCACCAACUAUGUUUGCAUGGGAAAUUCGAGAACGUCUUAUAGCUGAUGGAAUAUGUGAUGCUGAUAAAGUUCCAAGUGUUAGUUCAAUAAAUAGAAUUGUACGUAAUCGUGGUGGUUCAAAUAAUAGUUCAUCACCAACAGCUACAACAACUGAAGAUGAUAGUCGAAGUCAUCAAAUAAGUGUAUCAUCAUCAUCAUCACCAAAUGUUUAUAGUAUUCAUAGUUUACUUAAUCAUUCUCAAUAUGAAUAUUCAACAAUAAAACAACGUUCAUCAUCUCGUACAAACCAUCAUAAUGAUCUCUUGGAUCAAAAACAUUUUUCAAAUGAACAAAUCGAUUUUUUGGAUAAAUUUUUUAAAGAUAAUCCAUGGGCUGAUAAUGCACAAAUUGAAGUAAUUGUUAAACAAACAGGUCUUGCUGAAUCGAUUAUUAAAGCUUAUAUUGAUCAACGUCGUGCUAAAUGGCAUGCUAUAUAUUCAUCAAAUAAUUAUCUUAGUUAUAAUUCAAAUGAAUUUAUUCCAACAUCAAAUUCAACACAAACAUUAAUAAAAAAUGAUUUUGAUAUGACAACAGCAGCAACAUCACAAACAAAUGAACCUUUUUGUUCAUCAUCAUAUCCACCACCACCACCACCACCGCCAACAAAUUUUCCCAUACCACCUCAUCCAUCAGAUUAUUAUACAUCAUAUCCUUAUGCAACUGAUUGGCGUUAUAAAUUUUAA
Rotaria sp. Silwood2 is the source of this 1038-nucleotide messenger RNA. Lineage: Eukaryota; Metazoa; Rotifera; Eurotatoria; Philodinida; Philodinidae. The record is from the annotation of a GenBank genome assembly.